Cydia splendana is the source of this 1468-nucleotide messenger RNA. RefSeq names its product hemolymph lipopolysaccharide-binding protein-like. Bases 543 to 1310 code for a protein of 255 amino acids. Gene Ontology annotation, molecular function: signaling receptor activity; protein binding. The record is from RefSeq and is a predicted model, not a curated record. The transcript has 5 exons. Lineage: Eukaryota; Metazoa; Arthropoda; Insecta; Lepidoptera; Tortricidae.
UUACAAAUCAUAUCACACGAAAGAUUUCUUAAAGCAAACCUAAGUUAGAUACAGGAACCGCCACAGAUGUCACUUUCUCCCGUUCCUUCUUGUCUGCAGAUUGAUUGACAUCAUCGGUACCUACCUGUAUAUUGAUUUGAUUUCAUUGGAUUGUACAUAAUAUAUGUAGCGGUCGUAUUGUGAAGAUAAUUUUAAAGUUGUUGAUUUUUAGGGUUCCGUAUCCAAAGGGUAAAAACGGGACCCUAUUACUAAGACUCCACUAUCCGUCUGUCUGUCACCAGGCAUGAACCGUGAUACGUGAUAGCUAUGCAGUUCAAAUUUUCACAAAGGUAUGAUGUAUUUCUGUUGCAGCUAUAAUAACAAAUACUAAAAACAGAACAAAAUAAAUAUUUAAGUGGGGCUCUCGUACAACAAACGUGAUUUUUUGCCGUUUUUUGCGUAAUGGUACGGAUUCCGUCGUGCGCGAGUCUGACUCGCACUUGGCCGGGUUUUUUGCAUACUUAUACUCAAUUAGGCUGCAAUUAGGAUGGUAAUGAGCUUGAAUGUACGAAACAAUUAGACACACAAAUUUCCAUUAUACAAGACUAAUAGUAUUUAAUCAAUUAAUCAGUGGCAGCGUCGAGGUGGACAUGAAAACAAUAUUGGUGCUUAGUAUUAUGACUCUGUUAAGUUUAGCGGUAGCAAGCCCACGUGCACCGUGCGGCUGCAAACCGGACUUCGAAUAUUGCGCCAACGACCACGCCACGUACCACAGCAUCUGCGAGUACAAGUGCAAGCAUCCCUCCACCCCCUUCCAGGACUGGUAUAUUCUGUACUACGGGCCUUGCGUUUCGCCGUCGGAGAUUACCACUACAACUCCAAGAGACGAACCACAGAGAAUCGCUGUUUGCGGUGAAAACGGAUACGAGCGGGCGCCGCAGACCGGCGACUGCUACAAGUUCCACUGGGUCACGAAGGCCUGGGACGCCGCGCGGGCCACGUGUCGCGACGAGGGGGCAGACCUGGCUAUCAUCAACAGCGCCACCGAAUCUGAAGCACUCCGUGAAAUUUACGACAAGUAUUAUUAUAAGGUUGUUGGUGCUUAUGAUCGCACUUAUGCUAUAAUUGGCUAUAAAGAAAUACGUGGAGAGGGCUGGGUGACUAUAAACGGUGACUCGCUGGCCGCAGCAGGGUUCGACGGAUGGGGGCCAGGGGAGCCUAACAACGCAAGAGGACUCGAACAAUGCGGCUGUGUCUUCUGGAUAAACGGUCAACUCAACGACUGCGAAUGCUUUAAACCAUUUCCGUUCAUUUGCGAGAUUCCUCUGUAAUUUCUUCCUGUUAAUUAUAGUCUGUCAAGCCAUUUCCGUCGUAGAAAAAGCUGCAAAUUUAAAAAAUGUAGGCGUGAAUGGUCAUCCUCCCAUAGAAAAUUUGAAUUUUGCGCCUUUUACUGACAAAAUUUUAUGACAGACUAUAUUAUAUAGUUAAG